UGGACAGCAUCGCGAGGACAGAAAAAUGCAUAUACAGCUUACAGUGGACUAUACCGACAACUCCCAAGGAGGAGAGGAUGGUGGAGAAAGGAGAAGACAAAGAAGAAUAUUUCAGUCUUUCUUACUUCUCAUCUUUGUCUGCGGGACGAUGUGCGCCUUUAUGAUCUCAUAUGAGAUGCAUAAAGAGCUGAAAAAGACAGAGGCAACGGCAUUUAAGUACCAACAGCACCAGGAGUCAUUUUCUGUACAGCAGCAACGAAAUGAAUGAAAAGUGGUAUAUGAGCAUUAUUCUAAACUAGAAAAAUCCCUCCAGACAGAGAGACUUGAACAUAAGAAGGCCAAAGAGGGUAAUGUCUUGUUCAUAAGCACAAUCAUUGAUUUCCAAAUAUACAAAAAGCAAGAUUCGACUAGUCGACUGAAAGCUCUGCAGACUGAGCAACAAAUUCUGAAGGUGAGAUGGAAAUCUUUAUGGAAGUUAUAUCUUGAACUUCAAGAGAAGCACCAGAAUCAAGGAGAAGAUCAUGAACAUGUUCUGGACGAGCACAGGCAGGAAAUGGACCACCUGCAGAGGGAGAAGGAGGUUGAAAUAUCCAGACUAAAAGAGAAUGUGUACAAUCUUCAAGAGGAGAACAGACUGCUGAGGAAAGCUCAUCAGCACAUCUACACACAGUAACUUGACAUGCAGGAGCAGCACAAUAACCUGAAAGCUACAAAAGAUUGUCUUACACUUACAUUAAAAGACCAUAAAAAUUCACUUGUUGCAGCCCAGGUAGAGGGAUAUGAGGCUAAGCGAAAUGGGUUAUCCCCUCAAGGUGUGUGGGAGAUUGAAAAUAACAAUGAGACCAAAGUGGCAAUGAAGCAGCCGUCUCAAAUUGAAGCUUUUGCAGAAGAAAAAGGACAGAAAGAGAAAAGAAGCACAUCAAAUGAUAGAGGAGUAGAGGAUGAGGAAAAGGCAGCAUUGGAACAUUCCUUAUCAAAUCCAAAAGAGCUGAGCAUUAACCUCAGAAACACACUAAGCCAAACCCUGGAGAAACAGACAAAGACAGAGGUGCUCCACAGAACCAAAGGAUACUUUGAGGCUUUGGAUCUAGUUAUUGCUGAAGGUGACAGGCUAUCCAGAGCAGCAAGAGGAGCAGCAAGAGGAGCAGCAAGAUGAGCGAUAUGAGGAUAAUAUAGAAGAUGAGACUCUUGUUGACGCGUGAUAGAGAGAAUAGAGCAGGGGAGGAAGAGAAUGAAGAAGAUCCCUUCAGAGCGUAUAAUGAAGCAGAGGAUCAUUAUAGCCUGAAUGAAAACACAGAAGCAGAAACUGAAAGAGAGCUUCCAAGAAAAAGUGAUAAAAGAGGAUGAAGAAGAUCUUAUGGAAACCAAUCAAAGGCCUGGGAUGUGACUGAAACUGCCUCUAGAGAGGUUUUACACUUUCCUUUUUGACUGGUAGCAACAAUGUUUUCUGACUUUAAAACAUUCAAACUCCCUAUUAGCUUUUUAAAACAAGAUUAAGUGGCAAAAUAGAAGCUAAAGUGCAACAACUGUGAUCACU
Messenger RNA from Xyrauchen texanus (razorback sucker), 1537 nucleotides. It is a transcript of the gene golim4b, whose product is annotated as golgi integral membrane protein 4b. The record is from RefSeq and is a predicted model, not a curated record. Gene Ontology annotation, cellular component: Golgi apparatus; Golgi membrane. Lineage: Eukaryota; Metazoa; Chordata; Actinopteri; Cypriniformes; Catostomidae.